AUGAUGAAAGAACAAGUAGCGAUACAAACUUUAGGUAGUGGUCCCUCAUCGACUGUGCGUAGCCUAAUCAAUGGAAAUAAUGAACGCAAUUAUUAUAGUACUUUAACCACACCAAGGUCGCUCUUGAAUCUUAAUGACCCCGAUGAAUAUAUAUACGAAACGGAAUAUGUAGAUGAUCCGGAUUAUUAUUACAAUGAUAAACUGCAUACACCGGCACCAACUUUAACAACAUAUAAGCCUAAAGUUAAGGCAACAUUGAAUAAAAAUAAUAAUAAUAAUAAUGAUGACUACAAUAUAAUUGGUACAAAAUUACAAAGUUCUCAGAAUACGAAACCAAAGAAUAGAAUAAAUACAAGACCAGAAAUUAUUUUAUCAACUGCAUUGCCAACGGUCAGAACCACAAGACCAGCAACGACGCCGGCUACAUCAACAAGUACUAGUACAUCCACCACUACCACUACUACAACCACCACUACAACAACACCCAAACCUUCAACCACAAAAUUAAGUAAAACUACUAGUCCUCCAAUCACCACAACCAAAUCAAGUAGUUUUUAUCAUAAAACCCCACUGUCUUACAAUAACCAUGACCAUAAUCAGCAUCAAGUAGAGUCUUUAGAUUAUCAUUACAACUCUCAGGAGGAUGAUAAUGAGCAAAUUAUAUUUAAUAUUGGCAAAUUAAGAAAUCAUAGCAACAAUAUUAAUACAAAUAAUAACAAUAGAAAUGCACAACAACAACAAAAACCACCACCACUGCAAUUGAUUAAUUCUAAAUCAUCAACAACAACAACAUUACUAUUACCAACAUCAACAACAACUACAAUCACUUCACUUGUACAAGAACAACAACCUCUACAAGAAUUUCUACCUUUAAUUAAGGCCAAUAAAACUGAAAAGUUUUUACUAACUCUAUUAACGGAUAAUGUGGAUUUCUCCAACAGAUCCAAACAAACGCAUGCCAAUAAAAAAUUACUACAACAACAACCAGAACAACUACAACAACAAAAGUCACAAGUACCACAAAAACAUUUCAGACCAGAACCCACCAACACACAAUUCCAGACAACAACAACUCCCCCUACUACUACUACCACCACAAAUCCAACUCCAUCAAAGUCUCCCACCUUUAAUCCCAUCACAUACAAGCCCCAUUUGCCUAAACAUACCCCUCAAACGGUUGUUAUCGAACCAGAAAUUUCCACGGCCAGAGUAACUGUACAAACACAUCCACACUCUAGACAGGUGCUAGCAUCCAAAAGUACUCGAACUCACAAGGAUGCCAAUUUACAGAGUCUAGAGGAUGUUGAGACAGUGUUUGAUGAGAGCCAAAAUGUUCAAGUACAAAGUGCUGAGCCACCAAAAAGUCGCAAUUCCGGUACUCAUUAUAAAUCAAAUCCCCACGAUAGAGGUGCUUAUGCCUCUGAAAACUAUGCUACAAGCCCGCGCGGCAAUUUAGUACGUUCGCAAACCGAUAAGUCGGUAAGUGAAUUUAAAUCGAAAAGUUACGAUAUUUAUGGUGGCCUUAAAAGCAAUGAAUUCACAGAGGAUAAGAAAUCUAAAUCAAAUUUCAAAGAUGUUAAAACUCAGAUCAAAAAUUAUGUAAUCUCAGAUGUGGCACCACAAAGUUUUAAAGCGGUCUCCACGGAAACCUAUGCCAGAGGUAAAUUUGAAUCUGAAGAAGAGGCCGAGGUAUUGAAUGGUGCAAGCUCCUCAACUACCCUAAGAUAUCCGGGAACGUUUAGAACCUCAACUGAAGCCAAGCCAUUCGAGUAUAGUCUGCAAACGGGUAGUAAUGGUUUUACAUUGAGAGCCCAACAAUUGCCGCACAUAGAAGAGACCUCGAGGCCAUUAUAUGAAAGAAGACCAGCCAUACAAUACUUUAGUAUACCUUCCAGCAGUUCAACGACAGACAAGACCACCACACCCACAACAACUACGAGUUCUACAACAACCACCACCACAGAAGCUCCUACCACAAAAUUAAGCACCACUAGCUCUACAACUAGCACCACCACAGAAAAGCCAAUAUUUAGACCUCAUACUGAAGUAGUUUAUGUAGAAACAUAUUACGAUGAUGAUAUACAGCCAACUACAUAUGCUCCUCCUUUAAGAACUUGGCGCAAUGGCAGACCCACUAUACAAACUAUACCACCAACAUCUUCAAGCACUUUCAGUCCUAGAGUACAAACUUUCUACGAUUAUAGUUAUAGAAUACCAACAGAGUCUAAUAAAUUGCAAUCGGUGGCUAAAGAAUAUUUGCCCAGAACAACAACAACCACCACUUCAACAACUACCACCACAACACCCAGAACUACAACCACUACUACAUCCACAACGCCCAGAACUACAACGACAACCUCCACCACAACACCUAGAACUACAACUACUGCCUCUACUACCACUACUACUGAGAGACCCCUACAAACAUUUACCGCAAGAUCUGCGGUUUUCAAAGAUAGCUUACAAAAAAGUACCACAUCUUCCAGUCAACGAUUUGUGUCCCCAUUUAAAAGUUUAGAAAAUCUCCUGCAAAAGGAAGAGAGAUCAUCAUUUUCUUCGGCGAGAUCCACCGUAAAACCAAAAUAUUACACCAGUACACAACAUCCAUUUUUGCAGACAACCAGCAAACCCUUAAGAAGCUACUUUAUAAUAACUUCCCCACCGAAAAAUAUCAAUGAGACCUUAAUUGCCACAAUGGCAACAAAUACACGGAAUUUCAGUAUAAGUGAUGUAGUAAUUGGAAAUGUAAGGAAUAGCAACAAUAAGCCUAGUUUAAGCAGCACAACAACAUCAACCACAACCAGCACUACGACGACCACAAAAGCUCCCACCACCGAAAGUACAACACCCACAACUAUGUCCACAAUUUUGAAUACCUCUUCUUUAAGAGUGCACGGCUAUAAUCGUAAUGAAGUUUCAGAAAAGCCUAGACCAAGAGGAAGAUCAAGGUAUACAGCUGCCACAGCCACCAAUUUAUUGGAAAGAGAUGAACCCACUACUUAUGCACCAAAGCAACGUUUCAAGCCGGUUCUAGAAGAAAUUACUACUACAGCUCCGGCACCUCAGCUGCAAGGCAGACGUAAGAUACAAAGAGCACGCAUAUCUGCGUUACAAAAUCAAAGAACUCCUACCAUAAAUUCCAUUAAACCUAGGGAAAAUUAUCAUAGCUUCAAACAGGAGCUUAAAAAGCAUUAUGAAAACGAAGCUUUAGAACAACAUCCCAGAGCCGAAGCUUUAGUAGCCUCGCCGGUGCUUAAUAACCAAGAUAACAAUAUUGAAAGCAUAAAAUCCACAGAGACUACGGAAAAAGAACAAGCCGAUGGAAUAACAGAUAGACCCUUGAAAUACUACUACUCCAACAAAUACAGACAACAAACAGGAGAACAUACUUUGGCAGAAAGCCUACAGAAUGCUGGCUAUAUAACAUCUUCCACAAAGCCGGGAAAUGCUAAAUUCAAAGCUUCCUCGGUACUCGAACAAUUGCAGUUAUUCUUGGCCGGUGUUGAUAGUGAUGAAAACGAAUCAUCCUCACCGCAAUUUGUCAAUGACUUUUCGGAACCCGAAAUCAAGGCAGCCGUACAAGAAAUCAAAAAUCUAUAUGCUGCCACCGGACAAAGACCUUCAUGGACUACGACUACCACCACGACCCUUAGACCUACCACUACAGCCAAACCCCCUACCACUGCCUAUAGCACUAGCACGGCAUUACAAACAACUAAUUUGAAUUCCAUACAUUACACAAGCACACACUCCACCACACCCACCACUACAACAACAACACCAACAAUAAAAACAACAGCUACAGCCAAAGCCACCAACAACUCUAGUACAACACAGAAAUAUCAAAUUAGUUUCACUUCACCGACAAGCACCACAACCACGCCUAAAUACUUUCCCAAAUUUCCAUCCUCAACCUAUAGUUAUUUAACUUCCUCGUCUUCCUCCUCAACUACAACAACUACAACAUCAACUACUACUACUACAACAACAACAACACCGCAACCACCACCACCAUCACCUCCUGCUUAUGCCUACUCCAGUCAAACAAACAAACAUUCAACAGCGGGAGCAGCAUCUUCAUCCUCGGUUAAUUUGCCACCAGCUCGUGCCUCAAGAGUAAAUAGUGCUCUUAAAUCAUCAAUAGCUGCUGCAGCAGCUGCUACAGCCUCCCCCUCCUCUUCCUCCUCGCUCAAUGGUAACAAUAAUAAUGCUGGACCUAAUUCCUCCUCAGCGGCAGCGGGCAGAUCAAAUAAUAAAUUCUCUUUGGGUUCUACGGUUAAAUGUUCUGAUACUACGUCAAAUGCUAAAUGCAAUGAAAUUCCUACGAGGUAUUAA
Messenger RNA from Calliphora vicina (urban bluebottle blowfly), 4335 nucleotides. RefSeq names its product mucin-2-like. Bases 1 to 4335 code for a protein of 1444 amino acids. Lineage: Eukaryota; Metazoa; Arthropoda; Insecta; Diptera; Calliphoridae. The transcript is spliced from 3 exons. The record is from RefSeq and is a predicted model, not a curated record.